CAGAGGGCUUUUGGCGCAGGGGACCUGAAAACAGUCGCCGCCAGAAUGAAGUCUGUCAAAUCGAUUCAAAAAAUCACAAAAGCAAUGAAAAUGGUUGCAGCUUCCAAACUACGGAUGGAUCAAAAACGUCUUGAAAAUGGAAUGCCCUUUGCCGUUCCGGUUCAGCGUAUCGUGAACAGAAUCCCCGUUCCCGAGGAAAAGACAGACCUCACUAUCCUUGCCCUGACCUCCGAUAAGGGCCUCUGUGGUGGCGUAAAUUCGGCGGUUUCUCGGCUGGUGCGAGACACCGUGAAGGAAACGGAGGGCGGAGGACAGCGCACGUGUAUCAUUGGCGUUGGGGACAAAGUGCGCUCCGCCCUGCAGCGCGUAUUCGGUGACAGAUUUAGCAGGAUGUUGACAGAGGCCACACGUUUCCCGUGGAACUUUGCCACUGCGGCAGUCAUCGCCGACCGGAUUAUCAAGGAUGAUCCGUCGCGACUGAUUGUGGUGUACAACCACUUCCGCUCUGCUGUGGCCUACGACACCAUCUCCCUUAAGGUUCUUACAAAUCAGCAGGCGGCAAAAAGUGCCAAACAAGAACUCGCACUCUUUGAGGCUGAGCCGGAGCUGCCUGAAUUGUGGAAGGACCUCCAUGACUUUUACUCGGCCUGCACCGUGUACGGUUGCAUGCUGGAUAACAUCGCGUCGGAACAGUCUGCGCGAAUGAGCGCUAUGGACAAUGCUUCCACGAACGCCGGGGAGAUGAUAUCGGCUUUGACCCUCAAGUACAAUCGCGCGAGGCAGGCUAAGAUCACCACAGAGCUUGUGGAGAUCAUCUCAGGGGCCAACGCACUCGAAUAA
Messenger RNA from Cyclospora cayetanensis, 840 nucleotides. Its product is annotated as ATP synthase subunit gamma, mitochondrial. The record is from RefSeq and is a predicted model, not a curated record. Gene Ontology annotation, molecular function: proton-transporting ATP synthase activity, rotational mechanism. NCBI's taxonomy places the organism in Eukaryota, Apicomplexa, Conoidasida, Eucoccidiorida, Eimeriidae. The transcript has 6 exons. Bases 46 to 840 code for a protein of 264 amino acids. Gene Ontology annotation, biological process: proton motive force-driven ATP synthesis.